Messenger RNA from Pieris brassicae (large cabbage white), 2009 nucleotides. It is a transcript of the gene RhoGAP5A, whose product is annotated as N-chimaerin. The transcript has 8 exons. The coding region runs from base 149 to 1504 and encodes 451 amino acids. Gene Ontology annotation, molecular function: GTPase activator activity. NCBI's taxonomy places the organism in Eukaryota, Metazoa, Arthropoda, Insecta, Lepidoptera, Pieridae. The record is from RefSeq and is a predicted model, not a curated record. Gene Ontology annotation, biological process: regulation of GTPase activity; signal transduction.
CAAAAGUUGUCGCAGAAUUUUAAUGUACUGUUUAUCAUUUAAUCUUUAAUGUUUUACAACAAAAGCAAAAAUGUAUUAAUUUCUAAUUAUAACUUAAACGUUAUACACACUGCAGUUGAAAUUGAAAACUUAAACAUUGCUUUUCAAAAUGGAGAAUCUGAGAAAUAUAUGGAAGCCAGAGUUAUAUCGUAUUCAAAUGGAAGCUCCACAGCCAAAGCGUAUCAUUUGUGAGAAGUACCCUGACCGACCAGAGUUCUAUGGUAAGGAAUAUCAUGGUAUCAUGGGACACAAGGAAGCAACAUAUAUUUUGGAAGACGAACCCAAUGGUGCUUUCCUUAUACGAAAAGGCAAUGAAUUUAAUGAUUUUUAUACACUCACUUGGAGAUUUAAUGAUAAGAUACAUCAUUAUAAGUUAUACUAUGAUGGAAGCCACUAUAUUAGAGACAAACGAUAUGAAACAAUUUAUGAUUUAGUUGCUGAUGGGCUUAUUACAUGUCACAUGGAAUUGAAAGCUCAUCACAUUCUUGAAAUGAUAAAUUCAAAUGCUAAUUAUACUGAAAGUCCUUAUGUCACAUUAAACAGAAAAAAGUUAAAAACAUUAUCACAAAUGCAUCAGGAAUCAAACAGAUCUAGUCCCAUAAUACAAACAACUGAAAAAUUAACAACAGAGCUGAUAAUCAAGCCACUAUUCAACUUGACACCAACAUUAGAGGAUCCACCACCAUUAUAUAAAUAUUCCAAGUCACAUAGCUUUAAAGUACAUACAUUCAAAGGGCUUAAUUGGUGUGAAUUUUGUGCAAAUUUUUUGUGGGGCUUUACUGCCCAGGGUGUAAAAUGUGAAGAUUGUGGAUUUAUAGCACAUUUAAAAUGUUCGGAACGAGUUCCAAGUCAUUGUGUUCCAGAUUUAAAGAAACUCAGAGGUGUAUUUGGAAUAGAUUUGACAACAUUACUCAAUGCUCAUUCAAGUACUUUACCAUUUGUUGUAAAGAAAUGUGUUAAUGAGAUUGAAAGUAGAGGGAUAGAUUCAGAGGGUAUUUAUCGAGUAUCAGGCUUUGCAGAUGAGAUUGAAGCACUGAAAUUAGCUUUUGAUAAAGAUGGUGAGGCAGCUGAUUUAAGUGUAUACAGUAAUAUAAAUGUUAUUGCUGGAACACUCAAAUUGUACUUACGACUUUUACCGGUUCCUCUUAUCACUUAUGAAGUCCAUCCUAAACUUAUUACUGCAAUUCAAAUGAAGAAAACACCGACUAUUCAAAUAUCAGCGUUACGAGAAUGUCUGGAUUCUUUGCCAUCUGCACAUUUUAACUGCUUGCAGUACAUGGUCCAGCAUUUACAUAGAGUAUCUCAACAUGCAGAAGUAAAUAAGAUGUCAGCACACAACCUAAGCACAGUAUUUGCUCCAACUUUGGUUGCAACACCCCCUGCAAUCACUGACCUGUCUUUUGAAAUCCGAGCGCUCCAAGCCCUUAUUGAGUAUUGCCCACAAAUAUAUUAUAACAAUAAAUAAUCUCAUAAUCAUUGUUAUCAUCUUUGACCCCAAAAAUUUAUUGUUUAUUUUACAUUGGAACUAGAUCUUCCAAGUUGCCAAAGUAUUUUGACUUUAGUAUUCACUUCUGUAUUAUUGAGUAAGAAUUUUAGGCUUAUUUUACAAUUUACUAUUACUAAAAUAUAUCAGUACUAUAUAAGCAUUUAAAUAAUAGAAAAUUAAGUAUCACAAGAAUUGUGCAAUAACAUGGAAAACUUCAUACAAAGUAUAAAUCUAAAAAUAUUUCAUAUUAUAUUUUUACCUGUUUACUUUGUUAUUGUUUCUUAAAUGAGCAUAAAAAUUGAUUUGUGUCCAUUAAUUUAUUCCAAGUAUACCAUACAUUUGUAUAGAAAAUAAAACCAUGUAUUCAUAUGGAAAUUUUUAUUGUUACCUUUUCUUUCGCUUUUGAGGUAUGUCUUCUAAAAUAUCAUUUUGUUGAAAUUUUUUUAGAUCUGCACAAAACAGCACCUGUAAAUAAUAGUAAAAU